GCCAGCAUUAGUGAAAUCUAAUCCAUUUAGUUGUCUGAAUAAUUCUUGUGUGGAGCUUGUGUAAAGAGGAAAAUGGAAAAGGGUAAGACCAAAUCAUCUUCUUCUGCAAGUCGAUCUCGAAAAAUUGAAAGAAAAGUUGUUGAGAAAAACAGGAGAAAUCAGAUGAAGAUUUUCUACUCUAACCUUCUCUGCCUCCUCCCCGAUCAUGGCUCCAAGGAAGCAAUGCCAUUGCCCGAUCAGAUAGAUGAAGCCGUAGCGUACAUCGAAAGCUUGAAAACGAAGGUGGAAAAAAUGAAGGAGAAGAAGGAAUCCUUGAUGCCAAGAAAAAGAUCGCACUCUUGCAUUACAAGUGAAAUUCAAGCCAGUACAAAGUCUUCACAACCUUUAGUAGAAGUUCACGAUAUGGGACCAAAUAUGGAUGUCAUUUUAGUUAGUGGGCUUGAUGAUUUAGCAAAGUUUUACAGCAUACUUCACUUGCUUCGUGAAGAUGGUAUUGAAGUUCUGAAUUCAAAUUUUUCUAUUCAUGGAAAUUCCUCCUUCCAUAUUCUCCAUGACAAGGCUGGGAAAUCAAGAAUGGGAUUUGAAGCUACAACAAUGUCAAGAAGGCUGAAGGAUUUGAUUUGUGGAUCCACUUGCAGUGAAGUAGAAUCAAAUCUAGAUUUAUGGGAUUAUGGAAUGUUCCAACCUGAUAUUUGGGGGCUUGGAAUUUCAGAAGUUAUCGAUAUUGCUUCAGAAUAUAGUCAAUGGUUUUAAAAAUAUGUGACAUUUUUGUGGAGAACUUUACAGUCAUACCUAGAACUCAAUAGUAUAUUAAGAGGCAACUUCUAUCUUGCAAUUUGUGUGUAGUUUGAUUGUAAGACGAAUUAAAGCAUAUAUCUUAUUGAUAGUUUGCAAGUUCGACCCUAAAA
This is a messenger RNA of Olea europaea var. sylvestris, 908 nucleotides long. RefSeq names its product transcription factor bHLH162-like. The transcript has 3 exons. Gene Ontology annotation, biological process: regulation of transcription by RNA polymerase II. NCBI's taxonomy places the organism in Eukaryota, Viridiplantae, Streptophyta, Magnoliopsida, Lamiales, Oleaceae. Gene Ontology annotation, cellular component: RNA polymerase II transcription regulator complex. The record is from RefSeq and is a predicted model, not a curated record. Gene Ontology annotation, molecular function: RNA polymerase II transcription regulatory region sequence-specific DNA binding; DNA-binding transcription factor activity, RNA polymerase II-specific; protein dimerization activity. The coding region runs from base 73 to 753 and encodes 226 amino acids.